Molecule: messenger RNA, 585 nt
Organism: Penicillium angulare
Lineage: Eukaryota; Fungi; Ascomycota; Eurotiomycetes; Eurotiales; Aspergillaceae
Product: CCDC12/cwf18 family protein
Exons: 1
Coding region: 1-585 (194 amino acids)
Cellular component (GO): U2-type spliceosomal complex; post-mRNA release spliceosomal complex
Source: RefSeq, a predicted model, not a curated record
AUGUCCACAAACAAUGCCUCUUUGGAUGCGGCAUCCAGCGACCGCAAAUCCCGUCUCGCCAAGCUCGCAGCUCUGAAGCGAAAGCAACCUGAGCCAGAAACGCCAGCAGACCUCAGUGCAGGAGAUUUAGAAUUAGGCGACACUGCUUCAGAAAUUACAACCAAGUUUCUUUCUGGACGCAACUACGAUGCUGAGACUCGUGGCCCCAAACUAGGUUUCGAGCAAGGCCCUCAUGAGGGCCAAGUGACGGUGGAGGCACAAGCAGCCCAGAUCGCAGAGGCUGUUAGAGAAGAAGCCCAAAAGGAAGAUGCCGAUCAACCAAUUGAUUUAUUUAAACUACAACCUAAGAAGCCCAACUGGGAUUUGCGACGUGAUUUGGACGAGAAGUUGAAGACAUUGAAUGUGAGAACGGAGAAUGCCAUUGCCCGUCUUGUCCGCCAGCGCAUAGAGAAUGCACAACGCGAGGCCAAGGAGCGAGGAGCGAGUUUAAAUGGGGACGAUCAAGGGGAGGAAGUGGGCAUCGAGGGGCAAAUGCUGGUGGAAGGGAUUCAUCUUCGCGAAAAAGAAGCGGAAGAUGAGGAUUGA